UAUUCGGUUAUUUAUAAUUGUGAUUGAACGUUAGUUUAAUUUUUAUAAAUGAAGUGUUUUAUUGUUUUAUGUGUGUGUGCAUUAGUUGAAGGAGUACGAUUGUCAUAUAUUCAUCGGAACGAUAAAAAGUGUGGAGUGGAAGCGAGUACAAAUCUUAUCCACCGUAAUCCAUGGCUGGUAUUCGUGGAGUUCCAGCGUAAGGACAGCAUCAUCGACAUCCGCUGUGCUGGUACCUUGGUGGGCAAGAGGCAUAUAAUCACAGCAGCUCAUUGUGUUAAGAAACAUAGAUAUAAUAAAUUAAUAGCGCGCUUGGGUGAAUAUGACACAUCGAAACGAAAAGACUGUCUGCUGGGUGUUUGCGCUGAUCCUGUGGUGAGGAUCGAAGUGGAAACUGUCAUCAUCCAUGAUGGAUACAAUGGCAAUGGGUAUGGCAAUGAUAUUGCCAUCCUCGUGUUAAAGACUGCAGCUCCAUAUACCGAUUUUAUUCGCCCAGCAUGCUUACCCAACGGUCCAGUUGACGAAACUGUACUCCUCUUUGCCGCUGGAUGGGGGGAGUUGACCACUUCCUCCCAUUACAGUGAUGUGAAGAAAAUCAUCCCCCUCCCUUUAUGGUCUCCCGCCGAGUGCAGAGCCGUAUAUCCUCACACAAAUUUACCUGAGGACAUCAUCUGUGCGGGGGGUGAAAAAAAUAUGGAUACAUGUCGAGGGGAUUCUGGAGGUCCAUUGAUAUGGAUUCGCGAACGAGCCGAGCUACGCGGAGUUACCAGCACUGGUUACAUCCAUUGCGGAACUGAAAAUGCCCCUGGUCUAUAUACCAGCGUUGAAUAUCACCUGCCAUGGAUAGAAGCAACUAUAUAUGGCUAUUAA
Messenger RNA from Achroia grisella, 867 nucleotides. RefSeq names its product CLIP domain-containing serine protease B9-like. NCBI's taxonomy places the organism in Eukaryota, Metazoa, Arthropoda, Insecta, Lepidoptera, Pyralidae. The record is from RefSeq and is a predicted model, not a curated record. The coding region runs from base 49 to 867 and encodes 272 amino acids. Gene Ontology annotation, biological process: proteolysis. Gene Ontology annotation, molecular function: serine-type endopeptidase activity. The transcript has 4 exons.